ACGUGGGUACGUACUAUCCGAAAAUAAAGCGAUAUUUCGAAUUUAUGACAAGAAAUCUUAUGAAACUGAGAAUCUGUGUCUUCUAAAAAUGUUAGUCGAUGUCUGUUGGUCAACCAUUUAUCAUUAAUUGGAAGUAUGCAUCUUCUGGAAUCGUCUAACUACUAGCGCACGAUACUCUGCUCCUCAGUUAUAAUGUUUUCAGUGAAAAUAGUGAAAAUUUUUGACAGUGACACCAUCCAACUACCAUUUGUCCAAACUAAUCCAUCCAACUCCUGCCUACUCUCAGGAUAAUCACACGACACCGUAGCACAGAAUAAGGACCAGUAGAACACCAUAGUAAGGAAUUAUACUGUGCUACAACACUACCAGUACGCAAAAAAUCGACAAUUACGCCAACCGCAUAUUUCGAUAUACAGGCUCUUAGAAGUGGUAUAAAAUGGCACAACAAGAAAUUGAAACGGAUUGUGAUAAAAUGCAGAGUUUACAGGAAAAAAAUAUAGACUUGGAAAGUUACAGAAAGUUAGUCAAAUCAUACUUGGACCUGCAUUUAUACAGCGCAGCUUUAUUCUGGGCAGAUAAAGUUGUUUCAUUAGGUAAUGAGAACCCAAAAGAUAUAUGUGCUCUCGCUCAAUGUAUGUUUCUUAUGAAACAGUACCAUCGAGCUGCUCACUUUAUCAGAAGUCGAGGACUUGAGAAGACAGACAUAAUGUGUCAUUACUUGGCCGUGAGAUCUCUGUUGGAAGCUAAAGAAUAUAAUGAGGCUCUUCAAGUUAUUGGUAAAAUGGAAAUGUGCACCAACACCUCACAUUCAAGCAUAAGUUUCAAAGGCCAAACUGAACUAGUUGAAGUUGCACCAAGAAAUGUACGCAGCUCUAUACUGUAUUGUGCGGGUAGAGUGUACGAGGCAAUAGACAAGGGAGCCGUUGCCUCUGAUUGUUACAGACAGGCUUUACAAUACGAUGUCCACUCCUAUCAAGCUUUUGAAGCAUUAGUACAGAAUCAAAUGCUAUCUGCUGCUGAGGAAAGAGAGCUUUUGGAGUCAUUACCAAUAGCAGAACAGUGCUCAGCUAGCGAGGCUAAGUUAUUGCGAUUAUUAUAUGAAAGUAAAUUGAAAAAGUAUCAAUCGUCUACGGAGAAAGAACCAAUAUUGAACUGCGGAGUGCAAGGAGUCUUGGUGACAGAUCGCUUAAUAGAUAACUUGGAUAUGGAAGUUUCUAGAGCCGAAAGGCUGUAUUAUAAUUGUGAUUAUCAGCAAUGUUUUAGUCUCACUGAGAGGAUUUUACAGAAAGAUCCUUACCACAGUGCGUGCCUUCCAGUGCACAUAGCUUGCUUAGUCGAGCUAAAGAAAGCAAACGCACUUUUCUAUUUAGCGCACAAGCUGGUAGACUUGUAUCCAGACAUGGCACUUGCUUGGUUCGCAGUGGGAUGUUACUACUAUGUUAUAGGAAAGAGUGAUCCAGCACGGAGAUAUUUAGCCAAAGCUACAGCUUUGGAUCGACUGUUUGGACCGGCAUGGUUAGCGUAUGGCCAUUCUUUUGCUGUAGAAAAUGAACAUGACCAGGCAAUGGCUGCAUACUUCAAGGCCUCACAAUUAAUGAAAGGAUGUCACUUGCCACUACUAUAUAUCGGACUAGAAUGUGGCCUGACAAAUAAUCUCAGAUUGGCUGACAAAUUCUUCCAACAAGCUCAAGGCAUAGCUCCCAAUGAUCCAUUUGUUAUUCAUGAAAUGGCAGUUAUUUCAUAUCGAAAUUUAGAUUAUAAAACAGCAGAGCAACAGUUUAAAGAGGCAAUGAAAAAGAUACAAGGUGAUUUGAGAGAUGUGGUUCUCCUCAGCAAGUGGGAAGCUCUCCUUAACAAUUUGGGUCAUACCUGUAGGAAAUUGAAAAAGUACGAUGAGGCAUUGGACUAUCACCAACAGGCAUUGGUAUUAAAUCCACUGAAUCCAGCAACAUACUCAGCGAUAGGAUUUUUACACGCGGUUCGCGGUUCUACUCAAGAAGCUGUAGAUGCCUUUCACAGAGCCCUCGGUCUUCGGAGAGAUGACACCUUUACUACGACGAUGCUUGGUUAUGUAAUGGAGCAGCUGAUUGAUGAAGAACCACCAUAUCCAGAUCCAAGACGAACCGUAGAAGCUGGAGCGCCAACUGAAAAUUCUGUCGGCCCCUCACAGGAUCCAAAAAUGGAACUAUUGAGGGUAAAUCUAUUUGCGGAAUGGGGUGAGGAUUCUGCAAAAUCUGAAGAGGAAUCUCUAGCCAAAUUGGAAAGAGCGAGAGACAGUGUUCUUGUUAAUUAUUCAACAAGCGACAUGAGUUCAGAAGUAGAGAUGCUUGAUUCGUCCUCUACUCAUGUAGAAUAUAAAUAACUAGAUGAUUUCUUCCUCGGGAGAAAUUUUCCCGGGAAAAUCAGAGUGAAUUGACUUGUGAUAGUACAUUUAUGUGCUACUUUUCCUACAUUGGUAAUGUUAGUCGUCUCGCUGAACGGGUAAUCAUAAUAAAUGAAUAAAAUUUUUAUCUCAAUA
This is a messenger RNA of Athalia rosae (coleseed sawfly), 2518 nucleotides long. It is a transcript of the gene Cdc16, whose product is annotated as cell division cycle protein 16 homolog. The record is from RefSeq and is a predicted model, not a curated record. Lineage: Eukaryota; Metazoa; Arthropoda; Insecta; Hymenoptera; Athaliidae. The transcript has 11 exons. Gene Ontology annotation, biological process: cell division. Gene Ontology annotation, molecular function: protein binding. The coding region runs from base 437 to 2362 and encodes 641 amino acids.